This is a messenger RNA of Geosmithia morbida, 2988 nucleotides long. RefSeq lists its product as uncharacterized. Gene Ontology annotation, cellular component: cell cortex. Gene Ontology annotation, molecular function: GTPase activator activity. The transcript has 3 exons. The record is from RefSeq and is a predicted model, not a curated record. Gene Ontology annotation, biological process: regulation of fungal-type cell wall organization; signal transduction; activation of GTPase activity. The coding region runs from base 1 to 2988 and encodes 995 amino acids. NCBI's taxonomy places the organism in Eukaryota, Fungi, Ascomycota, Sordariomycetes, Hypocreales, Bionectriaceae.
AUGGCAUCGACUGCCGCCGGCCUCUCGGCCCGGCCUCGCAGUCCCCCGCCGUCGUCGUCGGCGAAUCCCCCAGGCGCUGGCCCCGCCUCGCCUCCUUCCAAGCGCGAUCUCAAGUCAUGGUGGAAGAACUUCAUACUCCCUAGGACCCAGGAGCCCAGUCCCAUCACCACAGAGUCCAAGGCUCCUCAGGGCAUCUUUGGCGUGCCCUUGCGCCACAGCAUCACUUAUGCCAACGUCGCCAUCUCCAUGUACGACGACGAUGGCCAGAGCUACGUCUACGGCUACGUGCCCAUUGUCGUAGCCAAGUGCGGCGUCUUCCUCAAGGAGAAAGAUACCGCAGCCACCGGCGUCGAGGGCAUCUUCCGCCUCAGCGGCUCCGAGAAGCGCAUCAAGGAGCUCAAGCAGCUCUUUGACUCGCCCGACCGCUACGGAAAGGGCCUCGACUGGGAGGGCUACACCGUCCACGAUGCCGCCAACGUCCUUCGCCGAUAUCUGAACGACUUGCCCGAACCUGUCGUGCCCCUCGAGCUCUACGACAAGUUUCGCGAACCCCUCCGCGGCUCCACCAUCCCCCCGGUCGCCGACACCGACCGCCCAUAUUUCGUCGACGGCUUCGACGAGAACGUCGCCAUCUCAAAGUACCAGAAGCUCAUCACCGAGCUUCCACCCCUCAACCGCCAGCUGCUCCUCUACAUCCUCGACCUGCUCGCCGUCUUCGCUGCCAAGUCCGAGGAGAACCGCAUGACAUCUCAGAACCUCGCCGCCAUCUUCCAGCCCGGCAUGCUGUCCCACCCCACCCACGCCAUGUCCCCCGACGAGUACCGCCUGAACCAGUGCGUCGUCAUCUUCCUCAUCGAGAACCAGGAUCACUUCAUCCUCGGCAUGCAGGGCACCGCCGCCGACGAGGAGACCAGGAGGGAGGUCGAGUUGGGUCACCCCACCACUACCACCGUCACCGCCGCAGCCCCCGCCGCCGCCGCCGCCCCCGCCUCGACCCCCGCCACGCCCACGUCCAACCGCAGGUCUGGCGGGGGCAUUUACCGGUCCUCGUCCAGUGCCAGCGCUGGCGCCCAGAGCGUCCGCCGCGACGGCCAGAUUCGCAGGAACCGAUCCGUCAACUCGAGGCACUCCAAGAGGGACGACAACACCGGAUCCACCAGCAGCCCCGUCCUAGGUGCCACCCAGACAGUAGUGGUGGGCGGCAGCCUGGGCAGGAGCAACACGGUGCCGUCAAAGAAGUCGCCCAGUGUUGGGUCCAAGUACGCCAAGCGCCGCGGCGACACUUCGGCCGCGCACUCGCCCUCUCGCCUCUCGCCUCUUCCGCCGGCACAGCUGACCGAAACGUCGGACCCGUCUGACUACUCGAGCCUAGCCCCCCCUGUUGUAGCCGUCACCGCCGGUGCGGCUGCUACUGCUGCGACGUCGUCCGGUCUGAGCCGCAGCCAUGAGAAGCUUCUCGGCACCUCCCAGGACAGCCCGACGCCGCAAAAGGAGCGUGGUCUGCCGAGCAUUUUCCAGCGCUCGCCGACGGACGAAAACACCCGGAGGCAGCCUAACAAGCUUAAGAAGAAGAGGAUCCCCGGUAGCGAACACCCCAGUGCUCAGAGCUCCAACACGUCCCUCCCGCAGGCUGGGACGGCGCUGUCCCUUAGCGUCGAGCUGCCAAACCCCAUGGAAAGCGCAGAGCACGACGAGGCGGACAAGUCGGAACAGCGGCAGUCACCUUCGGCCCCCAACGGCGAAGUGACGUCGGACUCGACGCCGAGAGCCUCCCAGAUCCAGCCCGUAACACGGAGCAACACCAGCCUUCGACCGGACGAUACGCCCCGCGCGCAAGGGUCGCCACCGGCAUCGUUGCACUCGUCCUUCAACGGCGGCUCCGACGUGGAGCAGAGCCAGAGUGGCGAUGCACAGACGGGAAGCAGCUUUACCGACGUGCAGGACAGGGAGAAGAAGAGCCGAUGGAGGCUGUCGCGGCCCCGCAAGGAGGAGGGAUGGAGCCCACGGGAAGCGUCUUCCGAUCGCACGAUGAUCCGGUCCAACGACACCAUCGACACAUCUCAGACAUCGUUUGGCAGCGCAUCAAACCAGCAGAAGCCGUCGCGCAAGAGCUUCACCGGCGGCGCCGCAGCCUCCGCCGACGCGGCAGCGGCGAUAGCGGCAGCCGAGUCCCAGGCCGAGGACUCCGGCCGCGACGAGCCCAAGGGCCCCAUCGGCUGGAUACGCAACAAGUACCGCGAGGCCAAGGAGAAUGCCGAGAUCCGCCGCAAUAAGUCGCCCACGGGCGAGAACCAGCACCGGCACUACGGAAACCUCACCGCCGGCGGCAAGGGCACGGACCCGAAGCAUGACGGCUCGACCGCAGACGAGUCCAACGACUCGGCGUACCUGUGGGCCGCAGCCGAGAAGCUGCCACGACAGCCCCAGCCUCAGCCCCAGCCUCAGCCUCGGGCCCAAGCCCAGCCGAUUUGUUCCGCUGCCGCCUCCGCCGUCGAGCAGGAUACUAGCCAGUCUAAGCAGACUCCCAAGAACGAGCCGGUAGAAGAACCGCAGCAGCAGCCCCAAUCGCAGCCUGAAUCGACUAAGGAGGAGCCGGCAGAGGGGGAGCUGGCAGAUGAGCAGGCGGCAGAGGUGGUAGAGUCUCCUGAUGUUUCGGACCAGGACAAGACAUCAGUGCCAGUGCCGGCGACGGCGACGGCAGCACCAACACCGGCAGAGACUGCAGAGACUGUAGUGGCCGCCGAGACUAAGCCAGAGACGGCAGAGACGGCAGAGACGGCGGUCAUCGCAGACACAGAGCUAAAGACGAGUGCAGACAAGGCUGUCGAGACUGAAGAGACACCACUUCCAGUGUCGACAGAAGAGCAGGAGCAGGAGAAGGAGCACGAGAAGCGGGAGCCACCCGCGCAGCCUGGGUCCGCUACUGAACAGGUGGUAACCACCGAGUCUGCGCCUACCGUCGAAGCACCUGGGAAGUCAUCGUCUUGA